Molecule: messenger RNA, 2260 nt
Organism: Pseudogymnoascus verrucosus
Lineage: Eukaryota; Fungi; Ascomycota; Leotiomycetes; Thelebolales; Thelebolaceae
Gene: FSR3
Product: fusarubin cluster-monooxygenase
Exons: 3
Coding region: 371-2134 (587 amino acids)
Biological process (GO): secondary metabolite biosynthetic process
Molecular function (GO): FAD binding; monooxygenase activity
Source: RefSeq, a predicted model, not a curated record
CCUCCUCGUAAAAUGCUAUCUGUCCAAAGAGGUGGCAGUGCAUGGUCUGGGAAAUAACCCGACGAAGCAAUUCUUACUUGUAGGAUUUUGCAACGCUAUGGCCGUGUAUGUCCGGAGCGGAGAAGGUUCUAAAUCCGAUGAGGAAACACAUAGAACAUCCUGCCGCGCAGCCUCGGGCACAUCGAGUCCCAAUCCAUGACCGGGGGAGAACUAUUGGCGGGUAGCGUUUUAAUUGUCACUGAUAUAUCUCACAUAAACGUACAUAUAUAUAUCACGAGAAUAGUAAUCUACAAUACUGCAAAGCCCCCCCUAAGUCAAUUUUGGCGCCUCGAGCUUGACGUGCUUUGCGAAAAGGAUUUCUCUACACAAGAUGGAUCCUAACGAUACGCAGCCAGAUGUAACGCAAGCAAAUGGCACGGUGCCAGAUGCUGUGAAGACAGAUGUUACUCAACCAGCUGUUGUGCAGCCAGAUGUUGGCGCUGAGCCAGAUUUGACGCAUCCCAAAACUACGAAUUCAAAUGUUAAUGGCCUAAACGACACGCUUCCAAACGGCAAUUAUGUAAACGAUAUGGCGCCAAUUGCUACGAAAGCAAAUGGAAUUGAGCCAAGUGGUACGAAUUCGAACAGUAUGAAUCCGGAUGGCAAGAAUCCAAAUGAUACGGCUGAUAGUCCCGAAGAAUCUGCUCGGAGAGGCAUCGACGCCACAGUGAUGCGUUACCCCGAAACUGGCAUUGACGUUCUCAUUGUGGGCGCCGGUUUGGGCGGCCUUACUUGCGCUUUGGAGUGUUGGCGGAAAGGCCAUAAUGUCCAGAUACUGGACCGAAGCCCAGGUCCCAUCAUGACUGGCGACAACGUCCAAAUCCAGCCGAGUGCCAUCUUGCUCCUCCGCCAUUGGCCCGAGAUGGGGUAUCAGAUUGAGCGCGACCAAUACGAUGUCGUCAUGUCAUAUUACAAGCAGACGGGCGAGCGCAUAUACGGUCCAGCGCCACCUAUGUUUAAUGACCCAGAGAAUAUCGUUGGUCGACGAGGCUUUCCCUCGGUCAACGCCCACAGCCGCGUGAAGCUAUACCGCGCAUUUCUAGAACAAGCAGAGCGUGUUGGGCUGAAGGUCGAAUGGGGCAAGAAGGCCGUCGAGUUUUGGGAGGAUAGUCACCGUGGCCUCGGAGGCGUUGUUCUCGAAAAUGGUGAGAUACGCACUGGCGAUAUUGUCGUUGCGGCCGAUGGCCUCAGGACCAAAUCCAGCAAAAUCGUUGGAGGAAUGGACAAAGAGUUGAGGACGAGUGGAAAGGCAAUUUACAGGGCAGGGUACCCCAUAGAACACGCGCUGCGUGACCCAAUUGUGCAGGAACAGUGGGGUUUCAAGACUAACGAGCGGCCUAUAUGGCAGUUUUGGUUGGGGAACGGCGCCCAUGCCAUGGUUGCGCUUACGCAGGACAUGGCAUUCUGGAGUUUUAUCCAUUCGCAUGACGAUUCAGCCACCGAGUCCUGGGUUCCAGACGUCGACCCAUCGGAAGUACUUGCCGUAAUGGAGAAAGAAGUUCCCGUGCACCCCGCUAUUGCAGCAUUUAUUAAAACGGCGCCGAAAGGCUCCAUUGUCAACUGGCAGCUUAAGUUCCGUGAUCCUCAUGAGGAUUGGACCUCACCUAACGGACGAGUUGUGCAGUUGGGUGAUGCCGCACAUGCUUUCCUGCCUACAUCUGGAAAUGGUGCUACCCAAGCCAUUGAGGAUGGAGUCACUCUCGCGACGUGUUUGCAGCUUGGUGGAAAAGCCCAUGCGGCGAACGCGACCAAAGCAUACAACAAGCUCCGCUACCAGAGAGUGUCAUGUGGGCAGAAGAUGGGAUUUGUUAACCAGCAAUUGAAGCAGCACACCGACUGGGACGCAAUCGCGAAGAACCCGGCUUUAAUCCGCUCUCGUUACCCUCGCUGGGUUUGGUCCCACGACCCAGAGGCUUAUGCAUAUGAGAAGUUUUGCGAGGCACUGAACCAUGUGCUUAGCAAUGGGGAGAUAGAGUUAAGAAAUACCAAUUUCCCGCCUGGUCACAAGUUUAGGAAAUGGACGAUGAAAGAAGUCCAGGAACAGAUCAAAUCAGGGCAAAACCUCGAGGAUCUCCAGGACGGUGAUUGGUCUUGAGUCACUAAAGAAUCCAGCAUAAAUGCCGAGAAGCUUGCGGCAGCACAGUCUAACGAAGGCCUAUAGGCAGUUUACUUAUAACUCGUAGGCUCGUUAGAUAGCAUAGAAAUUGUUAAAUAGUCUGUU